Messenger RNA from Paralichthys olivaceus (Japanese flounder), 1190 nucleotides. Its product is annotated as DNA damage-inducible transcript 4 protein-like. Gene Ontology annotation, molecular function: 14-3-3 protein binding. The record is from RefSeq and is a predicted model, not a curated record. Lineage: Eukaryota; Metazoa; Chordata; Actinopteri; Pleuronectiformes; Paralichthyidae. Gene Ontology annotation, biological process: response to hypoxia; apoptotic process; negative regulation of TOR signaling. Gene Ontology annotation, cellular component: cytoplasm.
UUCCAGCUGGUCUGGUGUUAGGAGCUCAGGGGCCCCACUGCUGCAGGACACUAUUGCACCCUUUCUUUCUUCCUUUCUUUCUUCUCUUUCUUUCUUCUCUUUCUUUCUUCUAACAGUCCCUUCUUUAGUUUUUUCCUGUGAAGAUGUCUUCUUCCUGUAACCAGUCCCUGGACGGCAGCUUUCCUCCCUCUCCGGCGGAGGACAGGGGCGCACAGCGGCUGUCCUGGGGCAGCCUGCUGCAGAGGCUGUCCGAGCUGAAGGGGAUCAACCAGCAGGUCACAGCAGAGCAGGGCUGCAGGAGCGAGUCUGGAUCCUUAGCAGACAUGUCACUCUCAGAGUCUGACAGCAGCAUCUUCUGUGACCCCCUGGAGGAGGCCCUGGCCACAGAUGUCCGUGGGACCAUCACACAAAGCCUCAACAAUGCCUCCCACAUCCUGGGCUGCUCCAAACUUAUCCUACCUGACUGUCUCCUGCACAGCAUCAGCCAGGAGCUGCUUCACCUGGCAGCGUGCGAGCCCUGCGGCCUGAGAGGAGCGCUCAUCGACCUGUGCAUGGACAUGGGGGACCAGGGCUCGUUGUGCACUGUGGACCAAAUGGCAGUAGAUGCCACCCUGGUCCCAACGUUCCACGUGACUCUUGUGUUGAGGCCCGAGUCCAGUGGGUUGUGGCCAAGGGUUCAGAAGCUCUUCAAGGGGAGCAGGUCCCCGCAGACGUCUGGGACGCCUCUUGGGCCCCGGAGCACUCUGAGGCUGAGUACGAGAUUCAGGGCCAUCAAGAGGAAACUGUAUAGUUCAGGGGAGCUGCUAAUUGAAGAGUGCUGCUGACCAAACACUCCUCGCCUUGCUGAGCUGAACUAAAUUCAUGUUGAACGUGAACAAGAAGAAACCUAACGCCAAACGGCACUGACCAGAUUGCCCUGAAACAACACGUACAUCUCUGUAGGUGCAUUAACGUGUGACUACGGUUUCCCUGGAACCAGCUCAAGUCUCGUGGCUGCUACUCACCUGUUUGCAGGUGACUCCACAGUGAAGACUUGUUUAAACAUGGGUUGCUUUCUUACCUAUGAAUGUAAAGUCACACCCUGAAGGGAAGUGGCUUAAGUAUUUGAUAGUCAAAUAUUAUCAACUGAAACUUGUCUUGUUUUGUACUGGACUCGAAGAACAUGGAGAAAUAAAUUAUUUUCUACUGAA